CAGACAUCAGCCCGAAAGACGCCCUUGUAACUUUUCAGCUUCGCUGCCGAUUCCACAUCCAGAACUGUCUGACUUUCAACACCACGAUCCGACGCAACACACGCUUCUCGACUUCCUUACUUAUCCACCUGUUCGCGACUUAGCCUCACAACAGCCGCAAAGAUGCCACCACGCGGCUCAACCCUCCCGCCAGCGCAGACAGCCUCCGCGCGCUCGGCGCUGCAGGCGCUCUACUGCCAGCUCUGCCAGAAGGGGUACACGCGCACGCACGAGUACGAGGCGCACCUGGGCAGCUACGACCACGCGCACAAGCAGCGGCUCAAGGACAUGAAGGCGAUGGUGCGCGACCCGGGCGCGGCGGCGCGCGCGCGGCGCCAGGAGAUGCGCGCCCAGGAGGGCGGCGGCGUGGUCAGCAUCAAGCUGGGCGAGGCGGCUGCUGCUGCUGCUGCUGCUCCUUCGGGAGGGGCCAAUGCCAGUGCUUCUACCGGUGCUGGUGGCGGAGGAUUCAAGAAGGGCGGGUUCAAAAAGACCGGGUUUACGGCGUCGGGGUUUGUCUCGGUCGCUGGUGGAAAUGGAAAUGGAAAUGGGGGGGAGCCGGCGAAGGUGGAGAAGAAGGCGGACGACUCGAGGACUGCUGGGCCGGCUGUCGGGAGCGAGCUCGUCGAGAGUGAUACCGAGGACGAGGGCUACGAGGUCUACGACCCAAGGAAGCCGACCGAUUGAGAGGGGCAGGGAUGAUGCAUCAGGAUGGCUGACCUGGGGUCCUCGCUUACGACACGACACGGCAGCGUGGGGUGCUGGAAUGGUACCGUUCCCAGCUGCACAAACGGGGAAAACGGAUCUACUGCGACCACGACUGCCGCGACGAAGUCUCUUCUCGUUCGACUG
Messenger RNA from Thermothielavioides terrestris NRRL 8126, 888 nucleotides. RefSeq lists its product as uncharacterized. Bases 163 to 723 code for a protein of 186 amino acids. The record is from RefSeq and is a predicted model, not a curated record. The transcript is spliced from 2 exons. NCBI's taxonomy places the organism in Eukaryota, Fungi, Ascomycota, Sordariomycetes, Sordariales, Chaetomiaceae.